AUGACCAUAGCAUUAAUGUCGGCUAGCACCAGCACCAUUCCGAUGCUUAAACAAGCGCCUCUUAACACUGAACUGGAUCCUAUGCCAGAAGAUCAGUCUUCUCAAUGCGAAUCAUCGGUAGAUGUUCAUAUCGCUUUAAUGUUUCCUUUCAUUUUCACUGCUAGCUGUUCAACGAGAAGUUUAAAAGCCAUUCGGAGUUACAGAGUGCAGAAUCAUAGCAUUGUAUGGUCAACUCUCCGCUCAAAGUCGCGGAUUUUUGGUUCCAAGAAAGUAGGUGAUGGAACUCCUCUUUCUGGUAGCAUUAAAGAUGUUACGGAGACUCCCACUGAUCGAGAAAAUAUGACACCACCAGGAAGGAGUCUGCGUAGAAUGUCGGCAAGUUCGGCAAGCAUUCAAAAGAAGGUUUCGUCGGCACUGAAGAAGAGUUUGGGCUUCUGUGGUUCAAAUUCCAAUCUGGCUGGUGUUCAAGUGCGGGGCACACCUGCUGGUAUUCUUAAACGCUCAUCUACAAACUCGAAAGACAGAUAUCGCUUGUCAUCUAGCAUUGCACGGCGCUGUAGUGACGUUUCGGGAAUUGUGGCCACUGAAUUGGAGCGCCAGGUGCGCAUAGAGGAGAAGAAAAAGGAUGCAGAGGAGGCUCGGAUGUAUAUGGAAAAAGUUCUUAUAUCGGGAGAGCCUAUUAUGCAAAUAUUAUAUAGAGAUGGUUACGACGCCGUAGUUGUGGAUGUGUCCGCGACAGGGCUUCCGGUCUCUAGCAUUGCGAAAGACAUACUUUGUGGUGAUUCUGGUAACGAACUUCAUAAAAUUGGAAUGUUCAAGCCAUACAAGGACGGCAUUUUGAAGACACAGCCAGGAAAACCUGAUAUAAUUUACAUCGUAAGUGAGAAAGAUGAAGAACCAGACAAGCGUGUGAGGGUAGGUGUAGCGACCGGAAUGCGCGAAGCGUUUGGAUGCGAGCAGCUGAAGAAAAUAGUGUUGUAUCCCUUCUGCAUAUCUCACGAAGAACCAUUCACAGAUUACGUCAUUCAGCAGUUUCUAUUGGCUUCAUUUAAAGCGUUUAUUUGGAAUCAGAAAGCAAAAUUUGAUGGGACUUUAACAUUGGCUGGUGUUACUGAAGAGAACUGUGCACAAAUCCAUCGACUCUAUGAAGAAUUUUUGAACUCAGAAAUAAGGACGAGAAUCACAGCUUACGAGAAUCUAUCUUUACCGGCCACUGAGAAGAUACAAACCAAAGACGUCGAUGAACAGAACGCAUCAUCUAGAGAAGUCAGUAGUUAG
Molecule: messenger RNA, 1278 nt
Organism: Angiostrongylus costaricensis
Lineage: Eukaryota; Metazoa; Nematoda; Chromadorea; Rhabditida; Metastrongylidae
Source: the annotation of a GenBank genome assembly